AUGUGGGUUACGGGCGCUGGCGUCGGCGCCCGACUGGGCGAGCGCCCAAAUCGACAGGCAGGGGGGGCGCCAGCCACGGGCGUGGCGAGGCCGCCGGCGCCCACGACGCCGGCCAAGGGAGGCGGCGGAGGGCGGCGCCACGGGAGGGACCGCGACAGGGUGGAGCAAGCGGUGACGGGCGUUCAGCGCGGCAAGGCCCCGCGCGAGAGGAAGGGCACGGCGAGGCAAACGGUGGGCGUAGCCGGGCGCGGCCACCGCGCGUGUGAGGAGGUGCGGGGCGAGCAAGGCGCGCGUGCGGGUCGUGGCCCGCGGGAGCAGCAGCAUGGGGGAAAGGGGAGGAGAGGGGAGGCUCACGAGGGCCGUAGGGAAAGGGCAGCAGGCUCGGGGUCGGCCGGUGUGGAGGAGACCGUGGACGGGGCGGCGCCGGCGUGGUCGACGGCGGCAGGGACGACGAGGUUCGGCGACGUAGGGGGCGGCUUCGGGCGACGGUGA
Aegilops tauschii subsp. strangulata is the source of this 492-nucleotide messenger RNA. The record is from RefSeq and is a predicted model, not a curated record. Lineage: Eukaryota; Viridiplantae; Streptophyta; Magnoliopsida; Poales; Poaceae.